GUCCACGUGUUAAAUAAAUGGGUAUCUUUGUUUUUCCGUAGACCAUGUUGGCGCCGCCAGGUAUUGUUAGUGUUGAUUUGAUACCAAACUAAAACUAAAACUAAACUAACCGAUUCUGGGACUCGGCGGAGCCAUGGAUAAGAAUCCCACGAAACUAGAUUAUCACGAUGACAUGUGGAGGCUCCAAUCUACUGCAAUACUACUCUCUCACUUCAAGGGGGAUGAUGGUAGACAUGGGCUGAUAUUGGAUCGUACAGUAUUCCAUCCGCAAGGAGGUGGGCAACCGGCGGAUACUGGGUUUGUACACGUUCAUGGGUUCGAGAACAAGUUUGUGGUUCAUGAUGUUCGAUCCAAGGAUGGAAUUGUUUUUCACUAUGGUUCCUUUGAGAAUUUGGGAGGGGAUUUUGUGCCUACACUCGAGAAAGGGAAGGGGGUUUCGCUGUUUGUUGAUGAGGCCAGGCGAAAACUGAACUCAAGAUUGCAUUCAGCGGGGCAUUUGCUUGAUAUUUGUCUGCCAAAAAUAGGUUUGGGCCAUUUAGAGCCUGGCAAAGCUUACCAUUUUCCUGAUGGGCCUUGGAUUGAAUAUAAAGGUGUAAUUUCACAAAAUGAAAUGCAGAACAAGCCAAAAGAUUUAGAGAUAGAGGCCAAUGCAUUAAUUUCCAUGGGAGGAAAAGUUUCUGCUGAUAUAUUACCAUACGAUGAAGCUGCUAAGCUUUGCGGUGGGUGUCUUCCUGAUUAUGUUCCCAAGGAAAGCACACCUCGCAUUUUGAGGAUAGGAGAUAAUUCUGGCUGCCCCUGUGGUGGUACUCAUGUCGUUGAUAUUUCAGAUAUCAUACAAAUUAAGGUUUAUCAAAUACGCUCGAAGAAGGGGCUGACAAAGGUCUUCUACAAUGUUGAAUCCUAGUUAUAUGCAGCUGAUUCUGCUGCCAUGUAACUGCUAUUUAAGCUCCAUAGUGAUGACUACUCUUAGAUAAGAUAUUUUGCUAGUAACCAGCUGAAUUUGUGUUGUAUAUUAAUUAGAAUGCAUUUGGGGAUACAUAACAUAUUUAAGCACUUAUUUAAAAAACUUUUAAAAAAUGUUAAUUUAUGCUAUAAUUUAACAGUAAAAUUUAUAGAAAUAAGCAGAAAACAACUUAUUU
Messenger RNA from Abrus precatorius (Indian licorice), 1139 nucleotides. Its product is annotated as alanine--tRNA ligase. The record is from RefSeq and is a predicted model, not a curated record. Gene Ontology annotation, biological process: alanyl-tRNA aminoacylation; regulation of translational fidelity. The transcript is spliced from 8 exons. Gene Ontology annotation, molecular function: ATP binding; alanine-tRNA ligase activity; nucleic acid binding. Bases 134 to 904 code for a protein of 256 amino acids. NCBI's taxonomy places the organism in Eukaryota, Viridiplantae, Streptophyta, Magnoliopsida, Fabales, Fabaceae.